AUGAAAAUAAUAUUUCUACUGUCGACUAUAAGUGGUGUUUUACCCUACCGUCGGCCAUCCUGUCACGCAUGCUUCGAUGGAAUCUGCCACACCCGGUCCAAUGUCUUCACCGCUCACAAAUUCUCCGGGCAACUUGCAGUCGAUACAACUGCUAAUAUUCUUUAUUUUCAUUACCAAACAAAUCACUCCAUAGAUCACACAGGAGCGUACGAUUUAAAUAAUAUCAAAUUCAAAGUAAUCCCAAAAAUAGCAUUUACCUUCGGGCGAGCAGUUGACCAAAAAACGAGAGAAGUUUACAUGUCUGGUACAGUUGGAAUAUAUAAAUACAAUCCAAGUACCAAAAAGAUCAAACCCAUUGGACUAACAGACAAAACAAUAUGGCAUUUACAAUUUAAAAACAAACUUUAUUAUUCUUUAUUUAAAUCUAAAGGUAUUUAUAUUUACGAUAAAAAUAAAUCGAAGAGUAUCCCACAACUAUCGAAUUAUCAAAUCGAUGAUUUCGUAAUCGAUAAGAAGAACGAUUUAUAUUUCAUGAGCGAAUCGAUUAUUUACCGAUUAAGGAACGGCACUAAGAACGCAGAGUUUUUCAUAGAUGAAAUAUUCUCUUUGGCCAUAGACAAAAAGGGAGAAGUACAUUUCAUUCAGCCAGCUAGUCGAGGAGUUUAUAAAUUGGACUAUAGCAAAGAUAGUUUGUUAGAAAUCGGUGCUUUUGGUAAAGGCACACCUUUCCGUGUUGUAUUCGAUGCGGACAAUAACAUAAUAUACCAUGAUGUUAAUGAGGAAAAGAUAUAUUAUAUGACACCGAAUUAUAGUCUAUGUGCGGUCUCAACGAAAGGUAGAGGAAAACAUACAAAAAAGUUUGUUGCAAUGUCGAAUAAGUGA
Messenger RNA from Papilio machaon (common yellow swallowtail), 882 nucleotides. RefSeq lists its product as uncharacterized. Bases 1 to 882 code for a protein of 293 amino acids. The record is from RefSeq and is a predicted model, not a curated record. Gene Ontology annotation, molecular function: protein binding. The transcript has a single exon. Lineage: Eukaryota; Metazoa; Arthropoda; Insecta; Lepidoptera; Papilionidae.